GUCCAUGUGUUCAGUCGGUUGCUGUCGCGCGCCGGUGCGGUUUGGCGUCUAGACUUAGCGAGUGUUAUUGAAUAAACCCAAAACCCCCAACGAAAACAAAACAACUGAAUUUUCGUAUUCACCAUCGAAUAGCGCUACGUGACGUCUCGGUAUUUUAAUCCCUAUAAGCAAACGGAUUGAGAUAUUUUGCUGGACUUUUCAAUGUGCAAAUGAAUUCCGUGAUUCAAAUAAUAAUUUUGAGGAUUGACUGGUGAAUAAAUGUGAAGUGCAAUCGAGUGGUGGGGAAUGAAAUAUUUUGGAUUGAAUUGCCAUGAGAACUGGUAAAUUUAUGACGGGAGAUUGUUGUUUUCGGGAUUUUAGUGUGUGAAAUUGAUAUCGGUGGUACGUGAGGUAAAUUUUAAUGUCCAUUAGAUAAAUUGGUACGUCGGAGUGUUAUUAAUUUGCUGUUGGUAUGAGUGUGUUUGGUACGGGGAGCAAGGAUGAGUGGCUGUUGAUUAUUGACAGUGGUGUUGAACAAUUGGGAUACGAUAACGGCUGGUGCACCAGUGCAUUUGGGCCACAGGCCCAAAUUCAGAAUACGGCGGUUGGCGGGAGCAAUUUGACCGCUGCCAUAACCGCCAACCCCAUCAUGCCUCGGGCAUUACCAACCAGACGUGGAUUACAAGCACUUGCACUCAUACUUGCCACUGCUUAUGCCACUAUUCUGAUUUAUCAGGCUGUUGCACCACGUCAGUGGCCAGAGGAGGCAGUGGUAGUGAUAAAUCGUGUGAUAUCCGAUGGACGUUCGGACACUGGUGAAAUGCAGAAAAUUAGUGUCGAGGAGACAGCAGUUACACCACCAGUUGCAACAGCAACGAUGGCGCCUUUUUCCACUGAUCUCAACGACGUCUUCAUCAGCGUCAAGACAACACGUCACUAUCACCACUCCCGCCUGCCAUCGAUUAUCGACACAUGGUUUCAAUACGCCAAGGAUCAGACGUGGUUUUUCACUGAUAAGGACGACCAGUACCUGCAGAAUCGAACGAAUGGACACCUAGUCAACACAAAGUGCUCAUCCUCCCACAAUCGUCGUGCAUUGUGCUGCAAAAUGAGUGUGGAAUUCGACAGAUUUCUCGAGUCCGGUAGAAAGUGGUUUUGCCAUUUUGAUGAUGAUAAUUACGUGAAUGUACCUCGUCUGCUUAAGCUGUUGGACAAUUACAAUCCCCGGGAGGACUGGUAUCUCGGCAGGCCGUCGAUACCAGCACCCUUGGAGAUCAUGAGGCAACAAGGUGCUGACUCGUCCAAACGACCGCAGAAGGUGAAAUUUUGGUUCGCCACAGGAGGCGCGGGUUUCUGUAUCAGUCGUGCCCUGGCUCUCAAGAUGGUACCAGUCGCUGGGGGUGGAAAAUUUAUAACUGUUGGUGACAGAAUUCGAUUGCCUGAUGAUGUCACCAUGGGAUAUAUUAUUGAGCAUUUGCUGAAGAAACAAUUAACUGUUGUUGAGCAGUUUCAUUCACACUUGGAACCUAUGAAGUUUCUCAACGAGGACACCUUCCACGAACAGGUAUCGUUCAGCUACUCGAAAGAUCCCCGAGAUGAGUGGAACGUUGUAAAAAUCGAUGGUUUUCGUCUCAAGGAUGAUCCAAAUAGAUUCAGAUCAAUCCACUGUCGAUUAUUCCCCCACGAGACUGAUUGCUCCAGGAGAUGAUCCCCCAGGAGGUAUUAUUUAUCGAGAACAUCCAAAGAGGCCGGCGAUUACAACUCAUUGAUUUCUCAAUGAAUUGACAUUUUGAGAUUAUCUGAGGACCUAAAUAUUGUUACACAACUCUUUGGAGCUGUAAAUAUGUAAUUCACACGUGAAAAUGCUCGCAACUUCUCAUCGUUAAAAGCGUGAUAUCUGUAAAUAUUUUCGAUGAGAACGGUGCGAGGAGAAGAAUAAGAGAAUAUUUAUAUAAAUUUAUAGCGUGAGGAUGAGUUAUCAUACUGUCAGAGUUCUACCGUUAACAAUUGGAUUAUUUAUAUGUUUAAAAAAAAAUACGAACUCAGAACUAGUCUCGAUAGGAAAGCAGACAGCUCUACAAUGUGAUAUCUUAGUCUGUGAGGGAUCGUACGAUAUUUUUUAUAUCUUUACAUUAUUUCUGUCUCAUCCCCUUUGAUCUUUAUUUUACCCUGGGAUUUUCUCUACACCUGUGUUAUCGAUUACGUGGGAAGACCUUUAGGAGUGCAAUAUACGACAGUUGCUUUGAGGCAUUUCCACGUUGAAAUUUUUUAACUCACAAAGCAAUUCGUGGAACAAGAGGAGAAAUAUUCGAGGCUGAUUUAAUCAAUUUUCUCAAACGAGAAGUACAUACCAAGUAUGUACUAAUGUUUUAUUAAUAUCUUUUGUUGAGUAUAGACGAGCACAUUGUAUUUUCUAAUUAAUUAUUGUUGAACAAAUUGUAAAGUAAGAUAAUAAUAAUGAUA
Molecule: messenger RNA, 2442 nt
Organism: Fopius arisanus
Lineage: Eukaryota; Metazoa; Arthropoda; Insecta; Hymenoptera; Braconidae
Gene: fng
Product: Fringe glycosyltransferase
Exons: 9
Coding region: 452-1687 (411 amino acids)
Biological process (GO): regulation of Notch signaling pathway
Cellular component (GO): membrane
Molecular function (GO): O-fucosylpeptide 3-beta-N-acetylglucosaminyltransferase activity
Source: RefSeq, a predicted model, not a curated record